AUGAAGAAAAAGAUCAGUGGAUGGGUACCUCCUCCUUUGCCAAUAGCCAAGAGACCAAAAAAUGAGCCACAACUUGGUCUUAGUAAGGGAGAUAAAGAUCUUGCACGUGAAGCUUUAAAGAGGCGUAAAUCUUAUGAUGAGAAUGCAGCUUCUUUGAGGACUCAACUUGAUCAACAGAAAGGUGUUGUGGAUAAUCUUGUGAAUAACACUCGGAUUCUAGAAAGCAAGAUACAAGAGGCUAAGUCAAAGAAAGAUACUCUCAAAGCACUUGCACAAUCUGCAAAAACUGCAACAAAAGUAAGUGAAAUGUUGGGGAAUGUGAAUACAAGCAGUGCUCUUUCAACAUUUGAGAAGAUGGAAGAAAAAGUUAUGACUAUGGAGUCUCAGGCAGAAGCUCUUAAUCAGCUAACUACUGAUGAUCUUGAAGGAAAUUUUGCAAUGCUGGAGAGCUCAUCAGUUGAUGAUGAUCUUGCAAGCUUAAAGAAUGAGCUAUCUGGAAAAGUCUUUUACUUUCAAAAUGUCCAAACUAAUCUACAAUCUCUACUUGUAGAUGGAGCUUAUAUCGAAAAUGCGAAAUCCCUUUAUUGUGGAGUAUAAAGAUUCGUUGGUUGAAAAGCUUUGGCUUCUGGUCUUGCAAUUGCUUCUCCAACAGAACAAAGAACUCAAAAUUUCACAGUUGAGGUUUUGGGACGAUUUGAUCAUUGAGUUGGAAUCGGGAAGACUGCUACACUGCUUCAUUGCGUUUCUUGACACGAAUUCAGGUUCUCUUUACUUCUUUUAUAUUUUGUAACUUCAAAUGUGUAUAAUAUUUUAUUUCUUACUUCUAUUUGAAGUGAUAAACUUCUUUUGUUUCAACUGUUGAUAUUAUUCUGUCUUCUAUCUAAAUUGAUCACUCUUCUUAUUCUUUAUCUCAAAUAAUACAUGUAUAUAAUUUGUAUAUAUGUGUGUAUGUA
Molecule: messenger RNA, 953 nt
Organism: Lactuca sativa (garden lettuce)
Lineage: Eukaryota; Viridiplantae; Streptophyta; Magnoliopsida; Asterales; Asteraceae
Product: membrane-associated protein VIPP1, chloroplastic
Source: RefSeq, a predicted model, not a curated record